AUUUAGCAGCCCAGCAGCAGCAAACCAUCGCCUCCGAUCUUCUCUCUUAAAAUUUCCCAAUUUUCUCUUCUCAGUCUCCUCUCAAUAAUUUCUCUCUCUAUCUCUCUCGCUCUCUCUCUAGACUUGUAUUUAUACGUAUACUGUACACUAUUGUUGUAUGUAUCUCUGUUGCUUUCGGCGAUAUCGACAGAUUUGAAUAACUUUCUCAGAUUUCGGGGAAAUAGACCGGCGGCGUGUCUCGCAUUUGAUUCGAUUCUAUAGCGCAGCGUGUGAUUGUAAUGGAACCUGUUUAAGUUUUGAACUGCAAGAGACUUAGGGUUUCUGGAAGCUUGUCAUUUUAUUACCGGUGGCGGAAACCGGCGGUGCUUGUUCAGAUUCGAUUGGCGACGAGCGAGUGAUGGUAAUGGAAUCUGAUUGAGUUUUGUUGUUAUUGUUGUUGUUCUGGUGGAAACAUUAAGAGAGUUAGGGUUUCGGAGAAUUAAAAAGGUUUAGUUUUUGGUAUAUUUACAGUUAUGCCUCGAAGUUCGAAGCAUAAAUCGCACAAGCAGAGCAAACAUAGUCCGAAGGAGGGUAAGGAUUACUCGUACUCGGAUUCGGAUUCGGAUGUGAAGAUGAAGGAGAAAGAGAAGGAGAAGAGCAGUAAAGAGGAGAGUUUGGCUAGGGUUUCUAAGGAUUCAAGCCACGUAGCUUCUGGUGAGAAGCGGAAAGGUAAAGAUCUAAGUGGCUAUGGAAAUGGUGAUGUUUCGGAGGAGUAUGCUUCGUCCAAGAGGCGCAAAGAGAAGGCUACAGAGGCGACUAGUGGUGGCGCAGAUAGGUGGAAUGGUGCUGUGGAUAGUGAAAUGAAGGGAGAAAGUUUGAAAUGUGAUGCAGAUAAGGGUUUUAAAGGGAAGGAAACAAAGAGUUCAAGUGAUUCCAAGAGUAAAAAUAGUAAGAAAGAAGGUAGUAUUGUCUCAUUGGUGGAGAAAGAGGAGAGCAAGAGUAGUGGAAAAGUGGAGUCAAAGAGGAAAUCUGAGAAGGAUUCUGCUCGAAAAGAGGGCAAGGAUUUGAAGGAAAAGGAGCGAGGGUCAGAUAGGGAAAAGAAAGGUCAUGAGAGUAAACGCGAUGAUGUGGACAAUGUGAAGAAGCAAGGGUAUCAAUUAGGUGAUGUUUGUGAGGAAAAGCAGAACAAAAAAGGUAGAGAAACUGCUGAGUGGUCUAUCCAAAAUGAGGUACAGAACCCUGACUUGGACAAGGAAACUGAAAAGAAGGCACGGAAGAGGAGAGAGGUCCCUGGUGAUAGAGAUAAAUAUGAAGAUGAUAUAAAUGAGAGUGAUGACAGGCGGUUAUCUUCGAAAUCCGAACGUACUAGAGAUGAAAAACACCGGCAUGAAAAACAUAAAGAAUACAAGGAAGAUGGUGAUAAAGAUGAUAGGCACAAGGAUGAUAGGUAUCGCGAGGAUGUUGAUAAGGACAGAAAACGACGUGAUGAUAAAUAUCGGGAAGAUAGUGACAGAGAUAUUAGACGUAGAGAUGAUAAGUACCUGGAAGAUGUCGAAAGAGAUAGCAGACGCCGGGAUGACAAAUAUCGUGAUGAUGGUGACCGAGAUAAUAGACGUAAAGAUGACAGGUAUAGAGAAGAUGAUGAAAGAGAUAGUCGUCGUAGGGAUGGAAAAUAUCGUGAAGAUGGUGACAGUGAUAUCAGGCAUGGGGAUGAUAAGUAUCGAGAGUAUGCAGAAAAAGAUGGCCGUCAUGAUGAAGAUAGAUAUCAUGAAGAUGGUGAAAGGGAUGAUAGGCAGAGGGACAUCAAAUAUAAAGAAGAUAGUGAAAGAGAUAAAAGGCGCAAGGAUGAGAAGCACCAAGAAGAUUUUGAAAGACAUGGAAGAUGCAAAGAUGGUGAUGAAGCAGAUGAAAGUGAUAAAAAGAGGAGAAUUAAUGAUGCCAAGUACGGGGAUGAACGUGCUCCAAGAGACCAUUCAGGUGACCGGUCUGAUGCGAAGCGUUCUAGGGAUGAGGGUCAUGCUUCUGAUUUGCAUUUAAGGAAAUCAGGUUUGCAUGAUGGUAACCUUGGUUAUGAUGAUCGUACAAGGUAUAAAGAUGAGCUCGGAAGAAGGAGAACUCAUGAUAAAGAGGACCUUGGGGAUAUUAGGUCUCGGGGUUCUAAAGAGCAGCGCUCUGAAACAGAGAAGAGAUCCAUCAGUUCUAGAGUAGAGUCUGUCACUGAUCGUGGAAGGUCUACCUCAAGGAAUGCUGAUGUAGAACUUACUCCAAAAAAGAGCAGGUGGAGGACUUCACCCGGUGCUGGCCCUCAUACUACUAGGGAUAAUUACAGGCUGUCAAAGCAAGAAGAGUCUAAGUACAGGGAUUAUCCUUAUGAAGAAAGGAUUCGACAUGGUGGAACCUCUCGAGAUUAUGCUGGUUCAGGGGGAUCAAUGGAGAGGAUUUCAUCUCGAUCAACGGAGAAGCUGAUUCAGAAGGAGGAUAUCUUUCAUGGAGAGUUCUCAGCUGAACGGCGGCUUAAAGCAGAUGUUCGCAGUUCUCCCCUGCAGUUGGUGGAUAGAUCUCCCUCUUCAGCGAGCAAUGAGCGAAGACACUUGAGUAGAUCUGAGGUUCGCCGGAGUCUUGAUGUUGAGGAAGCAACACAGAGAAGUGGUGGCUCCAGGGAAGUAAAGGAAGGCAGAGGUAACCGUGACUUUGCUGGCGAUGCAUUUGCAGGUGAGGAACUAUCACAAAUGGACGGAGAUAACGUCUCUGUUUCUUCACCUUUUAUCAGAGGGAGUCACUUCUCAGGCAGUUCAAAGUCUGCUUUACCUCCCCCUCCCCCAUUUAGAUCUGGAGUUGACAGCCCAUUAAUGUUUGGCUCUUUGGAGGAUGAUAGUAGAGGGAAGUCGACCAACCGUCACAGAAGAAUUAAUGAUCCCAAUAUUGGAAGAAUGCAAGGAAAUGCUUGGAAAGGGGUUCCAAAUUGGCCGUCACCUCUGGCAAAUGGUUUCAUGCCUUUUCAGCAUGGUCCACCGCCUGUUGGUUUUCAUCCUGCGAUGCAGCAGUUUCCUGGACCGCCAAUGUUUGGUGUCAGACCUUCAAUGGACUUGAGUCACUCUGGGGUUCCUUACCAUAUACCAGAUGCAGACCGCUUUGGCCAUGGGCGCCCGAUGGGGGGUUGGCGAACUCCACUGGAUGAUUCAUGCGGUCCGCCAUUGCAUGGGUGGGAUGGUAACAAUUUUGGUGAAGAAGCUCACCUUUAUGGGAGGCCAGACUGGGACCAGAGUAGGACGCUGUCCAACAAUAGUCGCAGUUGGGAGACUAGUGGUGAUGUAUGGAAAGGGCCAAUUAGGGGCACCAGUGUGGAGCUGCCAUCUGGUUCACAGAAGGAGGUUUGUUCAGUUCAGGGCCCAGGAGAUAAUUCUUUUGCUGCUCAGUCGGCUCAGCAAGCCCAGAGUGAGCAAAAGCAGACAGAUCAAGACGCUGAAAGCAAUGAUAUCAGUCAGUCCAGCAUUGUUCCUGGAAGGAGCACUCCAGAAGACUUGAAACUUAAUCCUGAAGAGCAACCAAUUGAGGUGAAGCCAUCUGGGAAAGAAGAGGCUCGCCUUUGCAAUGUUUACCUCGAAAAGCUUGAUAUAUCAGCAGAUCUUACGGAGCCUGAGUUGUUUGAUCAAUGUGCUAGCUUAAUGGAUGUUGAUCAGAACAUGACAUCUGAUGUAGAUAUCUCUAAAAUUUUGUUCUUGGAGCAGGGUGCUGUGGAACAUAAUGCGGCGCUGCCCGGCAAAUUUUCAAGUGCUUCAGUCAUUGCUACCGUGGCUGAUUCUGUUUUUCAGAAAGCCAUUUCCCUUUACAAGAAGAGGAGAGAAGAAAUUAAACUCGUAAACGAUGUGAAAUGUUCGUUUUCUGGUCGGCUAGGUGAGUCCUAUCCAGCACCUAAAUUAGAGAAUUCAAGUUCAGAUUAUGUUAAAGUUGAGGAGACUGUUCCAGCGGAUAAUGCGCGAGCAGAAGAUGGUGCUAAGGGGGUUAAUCUCCCUGUUAGUUCUGAGGAAGUUGUAGGGCUUUCACAAACCACCACCUGUAACGAGCUGUGUGAGCCAAUGAGUCUGAACACUGCUGAGAAAUCAGAUCUCCCUCCUUCUGUGGUGGAAAAAGUUGGCAUGGACGGGGAUACCGUUCCGGAUGUGGCUGAGGAAAUUAAAAUUGAAGAGAACUCCUUGUCUCUCGGAGAGGUGGGUAGAUCUGAUGCCCCUGCACCUCAGGUAUCUAAAGAUUUGAUAAGGACCGACAUUUCAAUUCUAGUUAAUGUCAAAGAGGAAGAGGAGUCUGUUGAGGCUAAAUGUGGUCCCUUGCGACACCCUGAUGUGUCUUCUGAGGUAUUUGAGGCAGUGAUGCCAGAGUCAAUUGAGUCUGGGUCAGUAAAUUUAAGUCGGAUACAUCAUUCUCCUGAAAGUACACAUUGAGACAAUUUAUUUUCCUGAGUUUUUGAAAUGCCGCUUAUAAUCCAUCAUAUGUUUUGUCUGCUUGCUGCUCGUAGCUAAUCAAUAAAACAUUUUGGUUCAUUUUA
Molecule: messenger RNA, 4522 nt
Organism: Nicotiana attenuata
Lineage: Eukaryota; Viridiplantae; Streptophyta; Magnoliopsida; Solanales; Solanaceae
Product: zinc finger CCCH domain-containing protein 13-like
Exons: 5
Coding region: 513-4418 (1301 amino acids)
Source: RefSeq, a predicted model, not a curated record